This is a messenger RNA of Myotis brandtii (Brandt's bat), 755 nucleotides long. RefSeq names its product phospholipase A2, group IIF (gene PLA2G2F). The coding region runs from base 113 to 739 and encodes 208 amino acids. The transcript has 5 exons. The record is from RefSeq and is a predicted model, not a curated record. Gene Ontology annotation, molecular function: calcium ion binding; phospholipid binding. NCBI's taxonomy places the organism in Eukaryota, Metazoa, Chordata, Mammalia, Chiroptera, Vespertilionidae. Gene Ontology annotation, biological process: phospholipid metabolic process; arachidonate secretion; negative regulation of T cell proliferation.
CGAUCCUGCCAGUGUAGGUGGCAGUGAGAAGCUGGGGCCUACUCCCCAGAGCCUUUGGAGCAGAUCUCGGACCCUUGGAGCUCUAUGUCGCUGGCCCCCCAGAACCCUGAACAUGGCAGAGGGGGUGCAGGCCAACCCCAAAGGGUGCAGAAAGACGGCGCUGGUUAGACACCCCUCUGGGUGGAGGGGCCCUGAUCUUAGGGCCUCUUCUUCAAGGACCUUCAGAUCUAGCCUGGCUUUGAAGUUCUUCACCAUCACCAUCCUGGCCGGCAGCAUCCUGCCCACAGCGCACAGCAGCCUGUUCAACCUGAAGACCAUGGUGGAAGCCAUCACGGGGAAAAAUGCCAUCCUGUCCUUCGUGGGCUACGGCUGCUACUGCGGGCUGGGGGGGCGUGGCCUGCCCAUGGAUGAAGUAGACUGGUGCUGCCAUGCCCAUGACUGCUGCUACCAGAAGCUCUUUGACCAGGGCUGCCACACCUACGUGGACCAUUAUGAGUACAGCAUCGAGAAUAAUACUACGAUUGUCUGCAGAGAUCGCAACCAGACGGACUGCGACAGGCAGACCUGCGAGUGCGACAAGAGCGUGGCUCUGUGCUUCCAGAGGCAGACGUACAAUGAGAAGCAUCGCAACUACCUCAACAUCUACUGCCAGGGCACCACCCCCAACUGCAGCAUCUACGAGCGGCCCAAGAAGGAGACCUGUAGCCCCGCCUCCUCGCCACCCCCUGCACUGCCCUAGUGCCCUCUGGAGGCUG